Messenger RNA from Xenia sp. Carnegie-2017, 1392 nucleotides. Its product is annotated as tumor necrosis factor alpha-induced protein 3-like. Gene Ontology annotation, molecular function: zinc ion binding; DNA binding. Bases 1 to 1392 code for a protein of 463 amino acids. The transcript has a single exon. NCBI's taxonomy places the organism in Eukaryota, Metazoa, Cnidaria, Anthozoa, Malacalcyonacea, Xeniidae. The record is from RefSeq and is a predicted model, not a curated record.
AUGUAUCAGAAACGCUGGCAGUCAGAAGUGAAAAGGCAGUUGGAGGAUCAAAAUUCUGGUAUACCAAUGGAUUUUGGUAUAGAGCAAUUGUAUGAAGACUGGAAGAAAACUGUUGCUCUUGCAUCAAUAGCAAAAUCAACCCAAAACCAUAGUUUUUAUUCUCUUGAAGAGAUUCAUAUAUUUGCCUUAGCUAAUAUUCUGCGAAGACCAAUUCUGGUGAUAUGUGACGAUUCUCAUCGUGGUGCUGGUGUAAACCUUGGUGGCAUAUACUUACCACUGUUGUCAGACUCCGUGGAUUGUAUAAAAACUCCUCUUUUGAUUGGCUAUCACCAUGGACAUUUUACAGCACUUGUGAUGGGAGAAAAUAAUAAGAGAGGGCAUACAUUGGCCGAUCACAAAAUGGUGAUGGGAGUACCAUUAAUGAAACAUAAUGGCCAGCCUAUGAAACUCCGUUGUUUGUUACCAGAGGAAAGAAAUUACUCUGAUCGUCUAAAAUGGGAAUAUUUAAACUGUUUAAAGUUACAUUACACAUUUGACAAUGAGUGUGAAAUGAAAAUACUCGUCGCUGAAAUAAAAGGUUGUGAACAAAAUCCACAUGUUUAUGGAAUGUUAAAAAGAUAUUUUAAAUCAAUGGAAGAUAUACAUUUGGAAACAUUGACAUUGAAUCAGCUAUCACUUAAUGACCAAAGGACAAUCACAUCAUAUUCAACAAAACAUGAAGGCCAUUUUAAAAAUAGUAAAGAGCAGAAACCAUGUGCCAAGAUUAACUGCAGAAACAUUGCCAGUAUCAAUAGCAACUAUUGUCAUCAAUGUAGAAACACAGACAACACACGUAUUUGUACUUCUCUUGGCUGUGGUUAUACCGCCAACCCAGAUUGUGAAGACUUAUGUUCUACCUGUUACACAAUAUUUAAAUCUUUACUACACGAGGGAACAAAGACGGCAACUCCUUCAGCGUCACCUAAUGAUAGAUGUUACAAUAACUGUGUGAACAAAGGAAAUGAUGACCUUCGCGGCCUGUGUUAUGAUUGGUAUGGAGAGAAAUUUCUAAAUUAUCGUUCUUCAGCAAAAAAAGAUGUCGGACAAUCCACAUCCACUGUGCAAGACAAUACAACUAGAAAAACAACAAACAGUAGAAGGAAAGAUGAAAAGAAAUUUCAUGUUGUUGAAGCAAGUUCAUCCACGCGCUCAGUUAACGUUGUAUCCCAUCCAAACUGUGCGAAAAUUUUGCCAAUUUCAAGGAAAGUGGAAACGGUCGAGAGAAGAUGUCUGACUAAAAAAUGUCUGUUCUUUGGUACUCCAGAGAAUGAAAACUUGUGUUCACAAUGUUAUGCAAAGACUCUAAGACUAAAGUCGGAAAAGAAGUCUCAAGGCAGAAAAAAAACGAGAUGA